Messenger RNA from Drosophila miranda, 3418 nucleotides. It is a transcript of the gene Pp2B-14D, whose product is annotated as serine/threonine-protein phosphatase 2B catalytic subunit 2. The coding region runs from base 550 to 2358 and encodes 602 amino acids. Gene Ontology annotation, cellular component: calcineurin complex; cytoplasm. The record is from RefSeq and is a predicted model, not a curated record. Gene Ontology annotation, biological process: calcineurin-mediated signaling. NCBI's taxonomy places the organism in Eukaryota, Metazoa, Arthropoda, Insecta, Diptera, Drosophilidae. Gene Ontology annotation, molecular function: calmodulin-dependent protein phosphatase activity; calmodulin binding. The transcript has a single exon.
GGUCACACUGCUAGCGAGAGAGAAAUUACGACGUCUGCAGGGUCAAGACGAAGCGAAAAUACACAAAAUACUAAGUGAAUAUGAUUGUUGUUGAGUAAAAACAGCGCAUAACGAACACGGCCAGUGGCAGCAACAACAACGAAACUGUUAAUUUGCUUAAAUCAAAGCUGGAAGGCGAUAAAGCGGCUAAGCUCCAACAACAGCAGCAGCAGCAGUAAAAGCAGCGCAGCAACAAAAGCAACAACAACAGCAGCAGCGCAGCAGUAAAAAGUGCCAGUGUGUGUGGGUUGUUUUGUAUGUGUAUGUGUGUUCGUGGAAAUUGAGCCAGGAGGUGGAACAGGGACAGGAAUAGUCACACAGGAACAGGAACCAGAGGAACGCCAACGCGAACGAAAACGAAACGGGAACGGUUAGAGAGAGAGAGAGAAAGAGAGUGUGAGUGCAAGGGAGUGUGAGUGGGUGAGAGAGAGAGAGGAUUUGGAGUCGGAGAACGCAGUCAAGUGGAGAGAGCUCCAAUCCAGAGGAGCAGCUCCAACUCCAGCAUCAGCCAUGUCUUCGAAUAAUCAAUCAAGCGACAGCCAAGUGGCAACAAGUGCCAGCCAGCAGCGAGCCAGCAACGCCUCCACCGCUGAUGCUACAGACACCAACAGCUCCUCCGCCGCUGCCGCUGGUGACGUUGGCUCUUCCACUGUUGCUGGCAAUGCCGCCACCUCUGCGGCCGCUGCCACUUCCUCCUCCUCCCAGGCCAGUGCCAACGCCAACGCUGACGCCAACGCCAACGCUAGCAACUCGAACGCCGCGGACCACGACGGUAGCCCUACAAAGCAGGGCAAGCCCCAUGGCGGCCAUACGGCGAUCAACACCAAAGAGCGUGUAGUGGACAGUGUCCCCUUUCCACCCAGCCACAAGCUGACGCUGGCCGAGGUCUUCGAUCCGCGCACGGGCAAACCCAAUCACGACGUCCUGAAGCAGCACUUUGUGUUGGAGGGGCGCAUCGAGGAGGCGCCCGCCCUUAAGAUCAUCCAGGACGGAGCCGCGCUGCUGCGCCAGGAGAAAACCAUGAUCGACAUCGAGGCGCCGGUGACGGUCUGUGGGGACAUACACGGCCAGUUCUACGAUCUCAUGAAGCUGUUCGAGGUGGGCGGUUCGCCGGCCACUACAAAGUAUCUCUUCCUGGGUGACUACGUGGACCGAGGCUACUUCAGCAUCGAGUGCGUGCUGUAUCUGUGGUCGCUGAAGAUCACCUAUCCGCAGACGCUGUUCCUGUUGCGCGGCAACCACGAGUGCCGGCACCUGACCGAGUACUUCACCUUCAAGCAGGAGUGCAAGAUCAAGUACUCGGAGCGCGUGUACGACGCGUGCAUGGACGCGUUCGACUGCCUGCCGCUGGCGGCGCUAAUGAACCAACAGUUCCUGUGCGUGCACGGCGGCCUGUCGCCGGAGAUACACGAGCUGGAGGACAUACGGCGGCUCGACCGCUUCAAGGAGCCACCCGCCUUCGGCCCCAUGUGCGACCUGCUGUGGUCCGAUCCGCUAGAGGACUUCGGCAACGAGAAGAACUCGGACUUCUACACGCACAACUCGGUGCGCGGCUGUUCGUACUUCUACAGCUAUGCCGCCUGCUGCGACUUCCUGCAGAACAACAAUCUGCUGUCGAUCAUACGGGCGCACGAGGCGCAGGACGCCGGCUACCGCAUGUACCGCAAGAGCCAGACCACCGGUUUCCCCUCGCUGAUCACCAUCUUCUCGGCGCCCAACUAUCUCGAUGUGUACAACAACAAGGCGGCGGUGCUGAAGUACGAGAACAACGUGAUGAACAUCCGGCAGUUCAACUGCUCGCCGCACCCCUACUGGCUUCCCAACUUCAUGGACGUGUUCACCUGGUCGCUGCCCUUCGUGGGCGAGAAGGUCACCGAGAUGCUGGUGAACGUGCUGAACAUCUGCUCCGACGACGAGCUGAUGACCGAGGAGAGCGAGGAGCCGCUCUCGGACGACGAGGCGGCGGCGCGCAAGGAGGUCAUACGCAACAAGAUCCGGGCCAUUGGCAAGAUGGCGCGCGUCUUCUCCGUGCUGCGCGAGGAGUCCGAGAGUGUCCUCCAGCUGAAGGGCCUGACGCCAACGGGCGCCCUGCCCCUCGGCGCCCUCUCCGGUGGCAAGCAGUCGCUCAAGAAUGCCAUGCAGGGCUUCUCGCCCAACCACAAGAUUACCUCGUUCGCGGAGGCCAAGGGCCUCGAUGCCGUCAACGAGCGGAUGCCGCCCCGUCGCGACCAGCCUCCUACGCCCAGCGAGGACCCGCACCAUCCACAGCCGUCACAUCACAGUCAAGGCAACAGCAACAACGGUGCGGCGCAUGGGUAAGCGGCACGCCGCAGAUCGGAUCGACUGUGCCGGCAGGCGGUACGGCAGUGGUACGGAGUGGAGUGGAAUGGAGUACAGUGGAGCAGAGCAGAGUGGAGUGGAGAUAGAGGCAGUGACAGUGACAGUGGCAGUGUGGAUAGACCUAAGAGACAUUUAUUUAGUAAAGUGUCGACGAUUUGUCGUUUUAGCUAAACAUCAAACUGCAAUCGAGCUGUAACUGAACCUCAAGCAUGGCCCGAAACAGAAACGGAAAAACACCAACAAACAACAGCAAAGAUGAUCCUUAAUUAAGCUUAAAGUGUGGCAGAGCAACAACUUAAACAAACCAACAAAAAACCACCCAAUUCUAUAUCUAAGUAUAAAUGUAUGUAACAGCUCCAGCUCCGACUUUCGACCACUUCCACGACCACCACUACUGGAUGCACGCAGCAUGCAGCGUGCGGCAUUCAGCGGCAGCCGACAAAUUUGUUUUAGCACAGGCGCGCAUCGCGGCGCAUAUUGGAUAUUAGAAUUAUGUGUUGCAUACUUUGGCGGGCCGGCCGCAAGAAUUCCUUUUCUCAAGAAAACCCCAACCCCCGAAAACCCAGAAACCCCCCAUAAUUUUUAGCUUAAGUUGUAAUGUAUAAAAAAAAGAAGCGAAACCCGAAUGGGAGAAAAACCUUGAAUGAAAAAUGAACAAAACACAAAACACACACAAAAAAAGAAACUAAAACUAAAACUAAAUAGAAGAAAAAAAAUGAUGGUAAAAAUCCAGCGCUAAUCUGUUAAAAACAUUUAGCAGCGCCAAAAAGAAGCGAGCAUAUAUACAUAUGGAAUAUAUAAAUAUAUAUUUAAAUAUCGAUCUAUAACUAAACAAAUAUGAAGAUGAAAACAUGAAUAUUGAAUAUGAACAAAAACAAAACAACAACAUACUUUUGUGCAAUCCUUGUCUUGUAAUCCUUAACAUAAACUUGAAAAGCAUGAAAAUGAUUGAAGAGAAGGGAGAAACCAGUUUGCAAUAUGUGCCGCAAUAGUCCAUAAAUGUUCCUUAUACGAAUUAAACUUGAAAAACAAAACAAAA